Salvia hispanica is the source of this 1400-nucleotide messenger RNA. RefSeq names its product autophagy-related protein 18a-like. Gene Ontology annotation, molecular function: protein binding. NCBI's taxonomy places the organism in Eukaryota, Viridiplantae, Streptophyta, Magnoliopsida, Lamiales, Lamiaceae. The record is from RefSeq and is a predicted model, not a curated record.
AUGUUCCCACAGGUGCCCCUUUUUCCAAUGAAUCUUUCUGCGGUGUGCUCGGUUUACUAUUCUUUCGUACUUUCUUCUCCAAACCCUAGCCCGAUCAAGCUCCUCCACUUCUCCUUCAACCAGGACCACGCCUGCUUCGCCUCUGGCACCGAUCGCGGCUUCCGAAUAUACAACUGCGAUCCCUUCCGCGAGAUCUUCCGCCGUGAUUUCGGCGCCGGAGUUGGCGCCGUCGAGAUGCUCUUCCGUUGCAAUAUACUUGCGCUGGUCGGCGGAGGCCACUCGCCGCAGUAUCCCUUGAAUAAGGUCAUGAUUUGGGACGACCAUCAGAGCAGGUGCAUCGGUGAGCUCUCCUUCAGGUCUGAAGUGCGCGGGGUUCGGCUUCGGCGGGAUCGGAUUAUUGUUGUUCUCGAGCAGAAGAUUUUUGUCUACAAUUUCGCGGAUUUGAAGCUGCUGCAUCAGAUUGAGACUAUUGCCAACCCCAAGGGGCUCUGUGCGGUGUCUCAGGUUGCGGGAUCGUUUGUGCUGGUUUGCCCUGGCCUGCAGAAGGGGCAGGUUAGGGUGGAACAUUACGCUUCAAAGAGGACUAAAUUCAUCAUGGCUCAUGAUUCCAGAAUUGCCUGCAUUACGCUCUCGCAAGACGGCAAUAUGCUCGCAACUGCUAGCACUAAGGGGACGCUCGUUAGGAUAUAUAAUACACACCAUGGGACUCUGCUGCAGGAGGUCCGAAGGGGUGCAGAUAGGGCAGAGAUAUAUAGCAUGGCAUUCUCAUCCACAGCUCAGUGGUUGGCAGUGUCAAGUGAUAAGGGCACUGUUCAUGUUUUCAGCCUUAAGGUUAAUUCUGGGAAUGUCGGAAGCGAGAGGUCAAAUAGCCCUCCUGAUAACCCUUCUGCUGUGAUGCCAGGUUCUUCAUUGUCUUUCAUUAAAGGAGUCCUUCCGAAAUAUUUCAGCUCAGAAUGGUCGGUGGCUCAGUUUCGUUUACCUGAAGGAUAUCAAUAUAUUGUUGCUUUUGGUCACCAGAAGAAUACAGUGGUAAUUCUUGGCUUGGAUGGAAGCUUCUACCGGUGCAAAUUCGAGCCAGGGAAUGGUGGGGAGAUGACACAGUUGGAGUAUCACAAUUUCCUGAAGCCAGAAGAAGCAUUUUAGCAUGACCUCCCUGCCUCUGCUGCUAAUGUUUUUCCCGCUGCUAAUUUGUGGGUUCACGAUGAAGUUGUAAAUAUCCACCCGUAAAUGAAACCAACAGAGUGAAACUGCUUAAUUUAUAACCAGUUUAGUAUUGUAAAAAAAUGGAAAUAACAACAAUAUCUGCUUCUACAUUCAAUUGUUUUAUUAUGUCAUCUGCUGACUACUGUAUACGGAGUAAUAUUAUUAUUCAUAAUGGAGCAUGAAAUAUUAUUAUGUCA